AUGAGGACAUCUAAGGCGUCAGAUUUACCUAUUGAUAUUCUGCUGUCGAUAUUUAACCACCUUGAUAAACGCACCACCGACACCCUCACCGAUAAAUAUCGGAAAUUGAACUACCAGCUAUCAGCCGUCAACAAACAUUGGAGUGAAGCGCUCACACAUUCACAUAUCUACUCAUCGGCCGUACUCAAACUCCAGAAUGACGUGGAUGCCCAGAGACUGAAGUCAUGGAUGGCUUCACCGCGCCUCAAGUCUAAGAAGACUGGACAGAUAUUCUUGAUAAUCGAGAAUAAGGACAUUUACAACAAACUAUGCGAGGAUAGCUACGGCUUGGUUGAUUUGAAUGUUUCAAGAUUUAGCGUUGUAUAUCACAUCAACACGAGAGAGGUCACACUGCCACGCAAUCUUAACGCCAAAUACUUAUUCAUUAACGGAGGCGAUCAGGAGGCUAUUUUACGCCCAGCCUGCUUUUCAAAAGAACUUCGCAGCAGUCUGAAACACAUAAUGCUAAAUAAUGUCUCUUUCGAGUUUUUCACUGGGCUUGAUAUGCUCAACUUCUGCUUCGAAAAGGUACAGAGCUUUGUUUACGACUUGAGUAUUGAGUGGGUACGCGGACCAUCAACGCUGGCGUUCAUACUCCGCCUCAUGCCAAAUUUAAAGCUUCUCAAAGUAGAUGCUCGUGAGCAGCGGAUAACAAGAUCUCCAAGAGAGUAUCGUGAAGUAAACCUACCAGAUUCAAUGGACAGACUUGAAAGCCUAACGCUCAAUCGCAUUUACGCAGACAUCAGCAAUUGUCGAUUAGCGAAACUUCGGAACUUGUGUUAUUGGGGAUUUGCCGAUAUUUCUCAAUGGCACGGAUUAGGAGAUCAAUUAAGAAACGUUCAGCUGCCUAGGUCAGUUUUCUCAGCUGAUCAUGAUAUUUUUGCGCCUGAGUUUCUCAGCAAGCUCAAGAAUGUGCGCAAAUUCAGCAUAGAAGGAUAUUACUCGCCUGUUUUCUCAGAUAUGUUCAACAAAGGCCAUUUCGACUUUGCUAUGCCACUACUGGAGGAGCUAAACAUCUGUAGCAGACGCCACAACAUUAAGUUGGUAGCUUUGAACAGAUUUAUUAACUUACAUUCAAAAUUGCACACAGUCAUUGCUUUGAAAUGUAACGAAUUACUCCCAAGUAAAAUUUCAGCAAAUCUAGAGAACUUUGUCGCACAAGAUGACGAUAUACUAAGUAUUUACGACGACAUAGAGUAUACCGAGAUAUUUGAAGCUACCGAGCUUCUCGAUUUGGAUAUGAAUGACGAGUUUGAUGAGUACGAAAGGUACAAUGAGUGGUAUAGGGGGUGUGAUGGUUUGGGUUUGUUUUAA
This is a messenger RNA of Wallemia ichthyophaga EXF-994, 1353 nucleotides long. RefSeq lists its product as uncharacterized. Lineage: Eukaryota; Fungi; Basidiomycota; Wallemiomycetes; Wallemiales; Wallemiaceae. The coding region runs from base 1 to 1353 and encodes 450 amino acids. The record is from RefSeq and is a predicted model, not a curated record. The transcript has 2 exons.